Molecule: messenger RNA, 557 nt
Organism: Brassica napus (rape)
Lineage: Eukaryota; Viridiplantae; Streptophyta; Magnoliopsida; Brassicales; Brassicaceae
Exons: 4
Coding region: 150-458 (102 amino acids)
Source: RefSeq, a predicted model, not a curated record
UAAGACAUUUCGGUUAUAGAAAUGUAAUCAACCACAAUAUUGAUGUAACCAACCGCUGAACCAAGCUAAAGAAAUCGAACCGAAUAACCCAGGGGAAAGAAAUGGUUUUAGUUUAAAAGAAAAAAUGACCGGAGGAGGUGUGAGAAGUUAUGGCGGCGGAGGAUCAGCUACCGGAGACAUUGAAACCCUUCUUUCACAGAGCCACCGAAGCUCAGGAACGAUUAGCUAGGCUUGAAGCUGCUCUUGCCUCCACCAAGACAGAUGUUCCAGAUGCGGAACUUGUGGAAAAGAUCACUCAAAUGCAGUCCAAACUCGAAGAAGCUAACAAGACGGUGAAGCAAGAAAAGGAUAAGGUGGAGAAACUUACCUCUGAAAACGAGAAGCAACGGUACCGUAUCUUGCAUCUUGUCCGCGCACUCGAGCAUGCUGAUGAGAAGCUUGAGAAACUCUCUAAAUGAUUUGAACCUUUGUCUUUGAUUGUAAUGCGUUUCUUAAACAUCUUUACCAAAGGUACUCAUGAUUCAAUGGUAUCAGAAAUUAUCGGUUUGGGAAAUAAA